AACGUAUCUGUGUGUGUGUGAUGAUGAUCUCCUUGCUGUUUCAGUAGUGUGUGUGUGUGUGUGUGUGUGUGUAAAACAUGGGGGUGUCUCGGGUCAUCGGCGGUUCGGUGCUCGGUACCGGGUUGAUGUUCAGAUUCAGCGCGCGCUUCUGCCGACAAUUAUCUUCUAAUAAUAACAGAAAACCGAGCCGGAGUGGGUCAGGGCUCAGAGACCCCGCGCGCACACACACCCGCUCUACACACACCCGCAGCGGAAGUGUGUGUGUUGACGAGACAGAGGUGCGGGUCCGAUUCGCCCCCAGUCCCACCGGGUUUCUACACCUGGGCGGUUUGCGUACUGCUCUCUAUAACUUCCUGUUUGCAAAGCAGCAUGGUGGGACGUUCAUCCUGCGUCUGGAGGACACGGACCAGUCACGUAUCGUACACGGAGCGGCCCAGGACAUCGAACACACACUCGAGUGGGCGGGUAUCCCCCCUGAUGAGAGUGUAUCUAGAGGAGGUGUGUAUGGUCCGUAUGUCCAGUCUGAGCGCUUGAGUUUAUAUUCUGCUGCUGCAGCAUCUCUCAUAGAAUCAGGCCACGCCUACUACUGCUUCUGCACCAAUCACAGAUUAGAGCUGCUGAAGAAGGAAGCACUGCGCAGAGGACAGACGCACAGAUAUGAUAACAGGUGUAGACACCUCCACUCGGAUCAGGUGCAGGAGAACCUGGCUCAGAACAAGCCCUACGCCAUCCGUUUAGUUCUCCGCGUGGAGGCGGAGCCAUUUGAGGACCUGGUGUUUGGUUGGACGACCCAUGCGGUGGGGGAGGUUGAGGGAGACCCUGUGAUCCUGAAGAACGAUGGAUUCCCCACCUACCACCUGGCCAACGUGGUGGAUGACGCACACAUGCGCGUGAGCCAUGUCCUGCGCGGUGCAGAGUGGCUCACCUCCACCGGCAAACACCUGCAGCUGUACCGGGCCCUGAGGCUGACUCCGCCCACCUACGCUCACCUGCCCCUCCUACUGAACCCCGACGGGACUAAACUGUCCAAACGUCAGGGGGACAUCUACAUCUCCCACUUCAUACAGCAGGGGGCGCUCCCCGAGGCACUGCUCAACCUCAUCACACACUGCGGCUCUGGGUUCAACAGUAACCGGAUUGGACGAAAUUUGAAGGAGCUGAUUGGUGAAUUUAACAUCUCAAAGGUUGUGACCCACUCAGCUGUGCUCGACCUCAAAAAACUCCCAGAAUUCAACAGGGUUCACCUGCAGCAGCGUAUUGAGGAUGAGUCUCAGUGUCACCUCCUGGUGGAUGAAGUGAAGAAUCUCCUUAAUCUAUCUUACACUGAUCAGAUACAGGAACAGAAAGUUCUGGAUCACAGUUACAUCUUCAGAGUCCUGCACAUGAGGAAGGGUCACAUCUCGUCAGUGAAAGACCUGCUCACACCCCUCUACUCAUACCUGUGGCUCCGCCCUUCUGUAUCCCAGCAACAGCUGGAGGAAAUCAGCUGUGAAUCACAUGACAUCAUCACUUGUGUCACGCUGGUCAUUAAAGAAUGGAAAAGUGAAUUCACUCCUGAGGUUCUCACAGGUGAAAUAAAGCUCAUCGCCAAAGAACUAAAGAAAACCAAAUACAGUUCAGUCAUGAAGUUACUGAGACUAGCUCUGACUGGACAACAGCAGGGUCCCAGUGUGGGGGAGAUCAUGCUCUCUCUUGGCCAGGAGGAAGUUUGUUGUCGUCUGCAGAGAAUUUUAGAAUCGUAGCUCUAGAACCCCGACUGAGAACUCUAGAACCCAGACGGAGAUCUGUCGAACACUGAUGAGAACUCCACAAACUCCUGAGCUGCAAUUUUUCGUUUUGUACAAAAUAAAAAUGUUUGUAUAUAAACAGCGUCA
Silurus meridionalis is the source of this 1874-nucleotide messenger RNA. It is a transcript of the gene ears2, whose product is annotated as glutamyl-tRNA synthetase 2, mitochondrial. The coding region runs from base 78 to 1742 and encodes 554 amino acids. Gene Ontology annotation, biological process: glutamyl-tRNA aminoacylation. Gene Ontology annotation, molecular function: ATP binding; glutamate-tRNA ligase activity; tRNA binding. The transcript is spliced from 9 exons. The record is from RefSeq and is a predicted model, not a curated record. NCBI's taxonomy places the organism in Eukaryota, Metazoa, Chordata, Actinopteri, Siluriformes, Siluridae.